CGGGGCGCACGGCGAGCGGAGCGCACAGCGUCUGCAGGCGGAGAGCCGGAGCUGGUCCGCGGACCGUCAACGACACGCAGCAGGUUGCACUGUGCCCGCCAGACAAUGGCUCUCUGGAGUCUGCUCCUGGUGUCCCUGUUUGCCACCCUGGCACUGUCACACAGGUCUGACACCGGGACCUCCCACAGCAAGAGAAGACAGACCUCAGCAGGUGGCAGCAACGCCCUGCAGUACCAUCAAGAUUUUCCUGGUCACGACUACAACCGGGACCGUGGUGUACACAAAAGGCAGGGGUCUCGGGUGGCCAAAGACAGAGCUGGGCUGCCUUCCCACCAACCCUUGCAUUCCCUGGCCUGGCCUGAGAAUGAUGGCACAGGCCUGGAGGGCCUGAGCCCCGUAAGACUAGAAAUGGGUCCUUUCCAGGACCGGGAUAAAGUUCAUUUGAGGAACCCAUCCCAGGUCCGGGAUAACCACCUUCUUGGGACACGCAAAGGGAGAGGGCAUGGACAUGGGAAUGGGCAUCAAUUUGAGCACCGGCGUCAAGGGAGCAGGCGUAACAAGAGGCGGCACGGAAAAGGGUUCCAUCCAGAGCCAGAGCUCAGCUAUACACUGAAGGACAGGGAUCCGUUCGAAGACCUUCCCUCCUCUUUCGCCGACUCCCUCUCUCGUAGUGUGACCCCGCCCAGUGACCUCUCAUCCCCCAUCAUUGCAGUCUUUGGCUCCGGCUCUUCUGUGGUUACCACGGUGAUAAAUGAUCAUCCCCCAACACUGCCGGCAGCUUCCACUAAACCCCAGAGAGGACAAGGAGAGGUGAUGCCAACUUUGGAUAUGGCACUUUUUGAUUGGACAGAUUAUGAAGACAUGAAACCAGUGGACUCCUGGCCAACCUCUAGGAAGAAAAACAAGAGGCGGAGUAAAAACCUCAGCAGUGGAAAUGUAACUGCAGAUGCGAUUGAGCCAUGUGACCAUCACCUGGACUGCCUUCCAGGUUCUUGCUGUGACCUGAGACAACACGAGUGUAAAGUUCACAACCGAGGACUCAACAACAAGUGCUAUGAUGACUGCAUGUGUGAGGAAGGCUUUCGUUGUUAUGCCAAAUUCCACCGGAAGCGGCGUGUGACCAGGAGGAGGGGUCGGUGUGUGGUCCCCGAGUCAGUCACCAGUGACCACGGAGGGUUCAUCACUAUCUGAGGAGGAGGAGGAAGAGGAAAGGCAACUCCCUGAGAAAGCCAAAAUACACAUGUAAUGGGCUGAGUGCUUAAAGACGAUGGCUAGUUUCAGUUUUCAUGAUCUCACAAUGUAAAGAUCGUGUCACACCAUGGCGGAUAGAGCAAACUGAUUUACAUAUUUAAAUAUUUUGCCCGCUGGCAAAAUCAGGUAAUCUGUCUCCUGUAGAUUUAGGGAUCUGAUGGAGAGAUGAUGUCACAUUUCCACUUGCAGCACAGAGCUGCAUUCAGCAGAUCAAUUUUCCUGGUUUCAAGACAGUUAUGCGCACUGGGAAAAGCUGGAUUUCAGUGGGAUUCUCAGAGGUCUGAAUGCAAAUGUGGAUAAUCAA
Thalassophryne amazonica is the source of this 1555-nucleotide messenger RNA. It is a transcript of the gene draxin, whose product is annotated as dorsal inhibitory axon guidance protein. Gene Ontology annotation, cellular component: extracellular region. The record is from RefSeq and is a predicted model, not a curated record. The transcript has 7 exons. Gene Ontology annotation, biological process: Wnt signaling pathway; axon guidance. The coding region runs from base 106 to 1191 and encodes 361 amino acids. Lineage: Eukaryota; Metazoa; Chordata; Actinopteri; Batrachoidiformes; Batrachoididae.